AUGGUUGGAGCCUUGAAACAAGAGGCUUUCCGUAGCAACACCGGCCCUGACGGACGGCCACUGUCGGCACAGGAACGCGAACGAUUGCUGCAGCCCUAUCUGCCCGCUGCUUCACCUCGCGACCCCCAGCGGACCCAACCGCUGCGCCAGCUGAUCAAGGCGGGCCUGCACCUCUUGCUGUACAACCUCAUCCAUUUCGCCUUCUCCGUCUACCACCGCUUUCGCGUCGCAUACCACAACCUGAUCGACCGCGUCUUUGCCGUCCUGUACUACCACCACCGUACCCCAGAGUACAUCCAGAAGGAUGUCAGCCGCCUGAAGAAGCUGCCCAAGCACCUGUCCGUCAUCCUCGAGCUGGACGACAGCACACGCGACAACUCGAGCCUCGAAGCCUUGAUUCACGAUGUCUGCGAGGUCGCUGCCUGGUCCGCCUGCGCAGGUGUGCCCCUGCUGAGCAUCUACGAGCCCUCCGGCCUCCUCAAGCAGUCCCUGCCACUCGUACACCGCCGCAUCUCGCGUACCUUGGCCGCUUACUUCGGCCAUGACAACCCAAACAAGCCGACCCUUUCGCUGGGCGCUCCUCACAUGCAAUCUUUCUCGCCGCCUGCCUCGCCCAAAUCAACCCUCGAUGCCAACUCUUCAAAGUCGCCUCCUCAUCUCUCCAUCCUGCUUUUGUCAGCCUCUGACGGCCGUGGUACCCUUGUUGAUUUGACAAAGACGUUGGCUGAGAUGAGCCAGAAGGGAAAACUUGCGCCCAAGGAUAUUUCUACGGACCUGGUCGAUGCCGAGCUCACCGAGAGCGUCAUGGGCGAGCCUGAACUACUAAUGCUGUUCGCUGACAGUGUCCAUCUGAAGGGAUACCCUCCGUGGCAGUUGAGGCUCACCGAGAUUUUCCAUGUUCCUGACAACAACGGCGUUGGAUAUCAAGUCUUCCUGCGCGGUUUGUACAAAUAUGCCCAGGCUCAGAUGAGGUUUGGAAAUCUUUUAUCCGCCUCUACUACUAUGCAGCAUCCCCCUUCGAUAUUGAGAAUGGGUCUCCUCGAUCUGCCAAUUGAGCUCCUCGACCUGAUCAUUAUCUACUGCGUCACUACUGAGCCCAUGACUGUCUCUCUGGCACCGACAGCAAGCUCUUUGACGCGAAGUCUAUUUCCUCUCGUCUCUCGCCGAAAGCGUUACACAGUAACCAACUACCCAUACAACCUGCUCCUGGUCAAUCGCCUGAUCUCCCGCCUCGCUUUCCGUCACAUCUGGACUCGCAAGUCUCUCGUCAUCUCUCUGACUCCAUCAGAUACGCUAUGCUUUCUUCUGCAUGGGCUGAGCCAACAACAAAAAGACGCGCUAUGCAAAGUACAACUCCCUAGGUUCUUACUCAGUUGGUCGUUUCCAGUCAACUCGGACAUCUGGCUAGUUGCUGGCAAAGAAANNAAGACCGAGAGCUGGUACGGAGGUGCCAAGGAUCCGGAGAAGGAUGUCCAAGGCAAGAGGUUCCAAGCUUUGAUUGGCAUGUUGGCUCAAGUUCCAUUAUCUCCUGCGCAGCUGGUUUUGUUGGAGCAGUUUUCUAUCGGCUGA
Molecule: messenger RNA, 1569 nt
Organism: Aureobasidium uvarum
Lineage: Eukaryota; Fungi; Ascomycota; Dothideomycetes; Dothideales; Saccotheciaceae
Source: the annotation of a GenBank genome assembly